CUCUCAAUUAUAAAGAAACAAAAAGGCAUCCAACACAUAACUCGCUUUCAUUUGGAAUCUUCCCAUCUGCUUCGUAGUGUCCUUUGCCACACACAAGCACUUCAUGAACCUCCCAAGCCCACAUAACAUGAACCAUUCUAUCUCAUCUCUCUAUCCUUCUUUUUACCAUCUUUGAUCUUGGUUCUUGAGGAAGGAAGGAUUACAAGUGCAUGGAAAUCCCCAAAUUCAGGUAACUAAUUAAUCCAUAGCUCAAACAUUAGUCCACCCCUCUCCUGCCUUAUCAUACACAUAUAAAUAUAAAUAUAUAUAUAUAUAUAUAUAUAUAUAUAUAUAUAUAUAUAUAUAUUGUUGCCCUUAUCUAGUUGGAAUCAUCUGAAAGACUUUAUAUUAUAGCUCAAAAGAUCACCCAUCUCCUCCUUUAGUUUGAAACAGAUCAAAGGGAGUCAAAAAGAGAAGCAGCACAAGCCUACACCUCUAUGCUGUCCUUCUAUUUUUAUCCAACACUGAAAGACAUUACCAUAGCAUAAAAAGAUCACCCAUCUCCUCCUUUAUUUGAAAAACAGAAACCAAAAGAGGAAAGCGGAAGACCACACCUCUUUACUCUUCCUUCUAGCUAUUCCCUCCCUUAACUAUCAAAACCCCACAAGUCUAAUCUUCAAAUUCCACUACCAACCUUGGAAAGUCAUCCUAUAUCAAAACAGGGGGCAAUAAACAACAGAAGGAUUUGUGGGUAUAUGAGUGAGAUGAAUUCUCUACUUUCCAUCUCGUUUGUGGUCCGAUUUGUGGUUGAAUUGCUUUGGAACAACGAAAUCUCAAGCUUGUAUGCAUAAUCAUUAUCAGAAGAGAGAUCAGAGGCUUUUGUUGUUUUAUAUCCUAGUGAUCUUUGUUGUUUGUGAAGGAGUGAAUUACUCCAAGCUAUGGUUAAUCUUCAUCACAGUCCACACCGCCUACUCCUUGAGAGAGAACCAAGCCCACCGCCUACAAAUGGAAGCAGACCGCGCAGCUCUUUCGCCAAUGAAGCAAAUUUCGACACCAACAUGGUCAUCAUCCUAGCAGCCUUGCUCUGUGCACUGAUAUGUGCACUUGGGAUAAACUCAAUUGUGCGUUGCGCCUUGAGAUGUAGCCAUAGGUUGGCUUUUGAGACAAGGGACGAGGCAGCAGCGCGCCUAGCUGCAACAGGACUGAAGAAGAGCGCGCUGAGACAGAUUCCAGUGGCUGUUUAUGGUGCAGGAAUUAGUAUUCCCGCGACAGAUUGUCCAAUAUGUCUUGGUGAAUUUAUGGAGGGUGAGAAGGUCAGAGUCCUACCAAAGUGUCACCAUGGUUUUCAUAUGAGGUGUAUAGAUAUAUGGUUGGCUUCACAUUCGUCGUGUCCAACUUGCCGGCAGUCAUUGCUUGAGCAACCAGCAGCAUGUUCUGAUGCAGCAGAUUUGGAAGCUGGAUCGAGGCAACCUGGAAAUGCAUCAGGACGACAUGGUGAUGCCCCAGGGUCUGGUGAAGAGAUGAAUGUGUAAGGAAGCAAAACAGCUCUAGUCAUUGCAAUUUAGAAGUCCCAUCUCCGACCCAUAUGGGGCCUUCGACUGAGAAUCCACCAAGCUGCAGUGCACUAGAGUCAUAUCAGGUCAUGCUGAUACCAUAGCAACUCUCGUUACUUGCAUCCACAAUAUUCUCUAAUGGGAAUCACUUUGCUAACUUUCACAAAGAUCAUAGUUUUCAUUUAUGAAGUUGUGGCCCGAAGAUCGCGUUGAGAUCUGAUUUAGACUUGGAAAAUGGGUUUUUUUGACCUGUUUUUCUCUUGGGGAUCGUGGACUCGGUUUUAGGACUCUGUUAUAACCUAGUUGUAAAGGGGUUUAGGGUUUGGAGUGUGGUAUGAGAGGACACUAAAAGACGCAGUUUAGAGAAUGAGAGAGUUUGGGGGCUAAAACUUGUAAUCUCACCUAACCACAUAUGUGUGGUUUUUUCUUUGAUUUGUUCUUAGUUUGUGGCAUUCGUAGUAACAUCAUUUUUCUUUUCCCUUCCUAAAGAGGAAUAAUGUUUGGUUUGUGUUUUUUUUUUUUCGGUGAUUAUUCUAGUUUUGGACAUGAACCCAAAAAAUUUCAGUCCUUUUCUUUGUUUCAAGUGAAUCAUAGGAGCUUGUUUAUUUGUAGAUUAAAAAGAAAAGUAGAAGCAAAAGAUGAUAGUAACAGAAACAUUUGUCAAUCACUUCAUUUGGCAUUGGAAGAGUAAUAAUCUAUAGUUCCACUUUUCUGCCCCCUGUGAUUUGAUGGGCAUGUGGAUUAGAAGCAUAUAGGACACAAGGAAUCUAUCUUAUUGUGCUCAUAGAAUGGAAUCUCAAACCCUCUUUUUCCCUCUUCUUUUCUCUCUCUUUUACCAUUGUGGCUUGCCAGGCCCACACUUAUAGAAAAUUUAUUCAUUCAUUCACUACCUGCAAUUCAUGGACUAUGUGAAGAGGACUGUGUGUUGUGUGUGAUUGGGACCUAUUGCAAAGCAUCAUUCAUAAUUGGACCACGGGCUUCGUACCUCAGGCUGGUUGAUAUCUAUCUUUCAGAUUUUCUUCGAUUGGAAAAGAUUGUCCAAAAGAAUUUUAAGUGAGCAACUGAUCAACGUUGAUGAUGACUUGUCACAAGGAAGUCAUCUUUUGAUCUCUAUUCACAAUAUGCCCACUAAAAAAUGUUAUUGUGCCACUAUGGUUACAUCUUGCAAGGACACAUCUAAGUACCAUUAUGGUACAGGAUUUGACACAAAUGCACUUGUUCAAAGGUUGAAACCUAGGUAUUGUUUCAAGCUUGGUCUUUGGUGAUUAGUUGGUGACUUUAGUGUCAAUAACUUGGCUAGUUGAGUACUGUAUUGGUAGUAUAUAACCGCAAAAUCUGAAUUUUGAAGCUUUCACUGAUGUGGGUAUGUUUGGCCCUUGAAUGGUCUCUCAAGGUGGUUGCUGAAAUUUUUAUUAGAAAGUGAACAGAUCUCACUUUUAGGGGUGUGUGUGUUGUGUAUGUGUGUUUAACCAUCCUUGGCAUAUUCAAUUUAUAGGCACUUGUUCCAUUCCAUGCUGAGAAGUGAUUGAGAGAGGGUAGGCAAGAGGGUUCACUGUAUUUUAUUGCUAGGGCAAUAGAACUCUUGAGACAAACUUUCAAUGGGGCUCACAAACCAUGACAAACAUUAAAGCCCAGACUUGGAUUACAAG
Molecule: messenger RNA, 3181 nt
Organism: Cornus florida
Lineage: Eukaryota; Viridiplantae; Streptophyta; Magnoliopsida; Cornales; Cornaceae
Product: RING-H2 finger protein ATL74-like
Exons: 2
Coding region: 918-1511 (197 amino acids)
Biological process (GO): protein ubiquitination
Molecular function (GO): transferase activity
Source: RefSeq, a predicted model, not a curated record